UUUUCCAGUUGGUUCUCUAUGCUGCCUGAGGCACUAGAGCCAAUUACCUACCAUGCAGCCAUUGGAAAGCUCCAAGGCAUCUCAGCUGGUCCACAGCCCCAGCGCCCUCUGGCUGUGCCAUGGUCCAGCUCACUACUGUCCUCUACAAGGCCUACCAUGGAGGCCACUUAACCAUCCACCUUGCCCUGGGUGGCUGUACCAAAUGGCCUUUUUACCACAUUGUGGUUUUCCCCAACAAGUGUCCCAAGGAUGGCCAUUUAAUGGAGCAGCUGGGCUCCUAUGAUCCAAUGUCCAAUAAUUAUGGAAAGAAACUCAUUGCUCUCAACCUGGACCAGAUGUGGCAUUGUAUUGGUUGUGGAGCCCACCUCUCUAAGCCUGUGGAAAAUUUUGUGGGUCUUUCUGGCUAUUUCCCUCAGCAUCUAAUGGUGGUCACAAAUGCUGAGAGGUUGUGACAGAAACAGGCAUGAUAAGUCCUCUUAGCUGCUCAGAAAACAGAUACAGAAGCUACAGAAACAAGAGAAUUGACUUCAGUGAACAUAGCAGUGGGAACAAGGUUGAAGUCCUCUUAA
Bubalus bubalis (water buffalo) is the source of this 569-nucleotide messenger RNA. RefSeq names its product 28S ribosomal protein S16, mitochondrial-like. Gene Ontology annotation, biological process: mitochondrial translation. Gene Ontology annotation, molecular function: structural constituent of ribosome. NCBI's taxonomy places the organism in Eukaryota, Metazoa, Chordata, Mammalia, Artiodactyla, Bovidae. Gene Ontology annotation, cellular component: mitochondrial small ribosomal subunit; ribosome. The record is from RefSeq and is a predicted model, not a curated record. The transcript has a single exon.